AUAGGAGCCCCGUAAAUAUUAAAAAAAAUUAAAAAAAAAAAAAAAAAAAAGUUUCUAGGUUGCCCCUACCUCAACCCCCGACCCCUCCCUCCCUUCAACUGGGCGGCGGGGGAAUGAAUCCACUCCCUUUUUGUGCUGCAUAUGGGUUUCCCUUUCCCAGAUCUGCAACUCACUCCCUUCUCUUACCUCCCGUUCAACUGGAAUAAAAGAAAGAAUCCCGUCCAUUUGCAUCUCAAGAAGUUGCAGAAGUAUUAGCAGCAGCACCGCUGCCGGUCAUCGAUUCAGCGUCUUCCACCGUCACCAACUCCGAAUCCGAAGACAACCCAUCGUCGCUGCGGCCUAAUCCGGAAUCCCCAGUUCGUUCUCCUUCUUGGCCAUCGCCAACUCCUGCUCCAAACGGUCAUCCUCCUCAUCUCAAAACCCAACUCCAUCCUCUUCACCUCAAAACCCAACCAUGAAAUCAAAAGACACCCUUCUCGAUCAACAGCAACUCCAAAACCCUAUCGAAUCGGGCCCUGUUGAACCCAAUCUGCGAGCCAAGAGACGCCGUCGCAGGAAGAAGUUCUUCACAGUGUCCAAUGGUUCUCCGUCGUUGGCCAAGAACCGCCACACCAACCUCACCAUGCUCGCCCUCAAAUGCGACCGCAGAUCCAUCGGCGACGAGGAAAAUGGGUCCAGCAGAUUGGACGCUCACAGCGGCAGUGGUUUGACCAUGAGGGAAGAGGUGGUUUGGCGAUUCGACGGGAAGGGAUGGGCUUACGAAUAGACGGUGGAGUUGGGAUGAUGGGUCGGGGAUUACAAUCCGCUCUUACCGGCAUGGGUAUGGGUCGAUGGAACUGGAGGUGGCAAUGGUGAAGAACGAAAUGGGGAUUUCAAAUUAUUAAUUUUGCUGGUUGGAUCGAAAUAGGGAUGAGGUUACUUGGAUUGACAAAAAAAAAAAAAAAAAAGCCUAGUUUUAAAAAAAAAUAUUUCUUUUUAAAAGUUUAUUUUUAAUUAUUUUUUUAUGUUCAAGUAGGACCAUAUUCACAUAUGACAUUUAAUCAUAAGACCACGACAGAUCCUAAAAUAAAUGAAAGGAAAAAGCAUGUAUCAAUGAAUAAUUCUAAGAAUAUUUUAUUCUUAUCAAAUA
This is a messenger RNA of Pyrus x bretschneideri (Chinese white pear), 1129 nucleotides long. RefSeq lists its product as uncharacterized. Lineage: Eukaryota; Viridiplantae; Streptophyta; Magnoliopsida; Rosales; Rosaceae. The record is from RefSeq and is a predicted model, not a curated record. The transcript has 2 exons. Bases 455 to 766 code for a protein of 103 amino acids.